AUGUUCAAGGUGGCCGCGAUCUUGUUGACAGUGGGAGUGACUUUGGCCUUUCCAUCAGAUCCCUACGGACAGCCUGUCUACAAGUCGGAACCCAUCCCAUACAACUAUGCCUACGGUGUCAAGGACGACUACGCUGGCACUGACUUCGGCCACAACGAGAACUCCGACGGGUCCACGGCGAAGGGCUCUUACAAUGUUGCUCUCCCUGACGGCCGCAUACAAACAGUGAGCUACGUGGCUGACCACUACAACGGGUACCAGGCCCAGGUGAGCUACAAGGGCGAGGCCCAGUACCCACAUGAGUACGGUCCACCUGUCACCUUCAAGCCCCAGUACCAGCCUUCCUACCAGCCCUCAUACCAGCCUCAACCCUCAUACCAAUAAAUGACGAUGUAACAUUACUUUUACGUUUUCUCCACUUUGUUCUGCAAUUUUCUUCAAUAAAUUAUACCUAAAAACUUAA
Molecule: messenger RNA, 463 nt
Organism: Procambarus clarkii (red swamp crayfish)
Lineage: Eukaryota; Metazoa; Arthropoda; Malacostraca; Decapoda; Cambaridae
Source: RefSeq, a predicted model, not a curated record